Molecule: messenger RNA, 3474 nt
Organism: Oenanthe melanoleuca
Lineage: Eukaryota; Metazoa; Chordata; Aves; Passeriformes; Muscicapidae
Exons: 12
Coding region: 1195-2772 (525 amino acids)
Molecular function (GO): protein binding
Source: RefSeq, a predicted model, not a curated record
UUACGAUGCACUCAGGAUACAUCAUUGUGCUUGGCUCAGGCAUAUGGCCAGAGGAAAAGUAUGGCCAGUGGGGAUGGAGGGAAGUGAUGCAAAAUUUCACAUUAGUUCUUCCCAUCCACCCCCACUCUGCCACUCCCCUUCCCCCUUCUGUAACUUUUGUGGAUGGGCUGCAGCAGUAACAAUGAGAUCAUGAGGUGCUCCAUGAAGGCCUUGCAGCAGGCUUUGUUGCCUCUGCUAGGGAAGUGGCUCUUCCCUGUUUCAGGAGAAUAGGGAGAAUAUUGUACUUUGACUGCUGAAGUCCUGUCACUGCUUUUAGUAGUGUUUGAUUAUCAACAGCAGUUUUAAGCUUAGCAGAUCUCAUUGUUAUACAACUAUCAGUUACCCAGUGGAGCAUCUGUAGUAACACACACAUACACACAUGUAAUUACUGAUUAAGGAGUAUCUGCCACCAUCCUGCCUUCAGUAUGAGCCCUGACUGCAGAGGAAGAGAAACAAGGUUCACACCUUUUUCGUGGAGGCUACAAGAAAUGUAUACAGAUAUCAUCAUUUAGGAAUCAGCAAGCAAAUUAUCCCUCUCUGGAAAGGGUAAUGUGGCUUGGGCUCUAGAAAUGGUGAAUGUUUGGAGCACAAGUUCUUUGAGGAGUGGCUGAGGGAGCUGGGGCUGCUUAGGCUAGAGAAAAGGAGGCUCAGCAGAGAUCCUAUUACUCUACAACUGCGAAAGGAGGCUGUAGCCAUGUGGGAAUUGGCCUCUUCUCCCAGGCAGCCAGUGACAGGACAAGAGGACCUAGUCACAAGCUGUGCCAGGACAGAUCAGGUUGGACAUUAGAAGGAUUUUCUUCACAUAAAGGGUGAUUAUAUAUGGAUUGUACAGGGAACUGGUGAAGUCACCAUCCCUGGAGGUAUUUAAGACUGGAUGUGUACUGCCUAUGUGUAGUUGACAUGGUGGGGUUCAGUCAGUGGCUGUUCUCGAUGAUCUGAGGUCUUUUCCAACCUAAUUAAUUCUGUGAUUCCAUAGAGGCUAAUUUGGAAGGCAAGGCUGGUCCGGCUUCCGAAGGCCUGAGCAGCCGGCCCCAUUCCAGCAUGCGGCCGGCCUGGCAGGGCGGGCCCGCCGCAGCUGCGGGGCCGGGCCGGGGGUGCGGGGCCGCGCCCGCGGUGCUUUAAUGCCGGCGCUGCGGCCCCGGCCUGCUCGCCGCCAUGCAGCGCUCCCGCCGCCGGGGCUGGCCGGGGCCCGCGGGCAGCACCCGCCAGGGCGGCCUCGCCUUCUACGUGCUGUGGGCUCUGCGGGAGCCGCCGCGGCGCCUCGGCUGGUCUCUGGUGUGGGAAGAUGACUGGAGAACAGAUAUUUUCAUGGCCUCUUUGAAAGAGAUGGACAAAGGCAACCCUGUGAGGCUUGUCCUGACUGUCAAUGGAAAGCUGCUCCAAGGUGUGUCCAGCAGUACACCUGCCCAUCCCUUCCUUGUACCAGAGACCACCCAGUCACCAGUGCUCCCAGUAGAUGAUAGGCCUCUUGGCCAGAACCUGGAGGAUCCUACUGGGGUUAAGAGUCAGAGCUCAGAGGUGGCUGCCAGAGCAUCCAGGCCUGUGAAGAAGGAUGUCCAGCCACCACUGAGGUCCCCUAUGGUGGUGCCCUAUGCCCUGAAGUCACCAGCUGGAAAGGUGGAAUCCAGUGAGGCCUGGAGGAAGAGUCCUGACCAAGGACCACCAAGAGUCCCCUCCAAAAAGCCCAGGAAAGUUUUAUUUGAACCCACAGCAUCGGAGAGAAAUCUUGAUGAAGAAGAUCUGGCUGUGAAGGAGCUGCAAGGCAGUCCCAGCCCUCGGUGGUGCCAUGCCAUGUGCCUCAGUGAUCUGGGGACAGCUGUUCUCAUUGGUGGACAAGGUGUCAAUCAACAGUCCUGCAGGGAUGCUCUCUGGAAGCUGGAAAUUGACAGUGAUUUAUGGCUUCCAGUGGGUUUCCAGCUACAAAAUGCCAUGCCAUCAUGCUUGCAUGGUCACACAGCUACCUACGAUCCUGACACCAAGCGUAUCUACAUCUUUGGGGGCAUAAGGGAGGACAAAAACUACAGCAGCAUCUACAUUUUGGACACAGUCAACUGGAAGUGGCUCCUUGUGGCUGCUAAAGGGAAGAUACCAGUGCUCACCUACCACAGUGCAACUAUCUACCACAAGGAGCUCUUUGUUUUUGGAGGGACUUUCCCCAGAAAGGCACCACUGGCAGCUGCACCCUGCAGCAAUGUGCUCUAUGUCUUCAAUCCAGAGCAUGAAAUUUGGUAUCAGCCCAUUUCAGAAGGGGAGAAGCCUCUGCCUAGGCUUGGGCAUUCAGCUACUCUAUUGAAAAACAAGCUGCUGAUUUUUGGAGGUCAGAGGUCUUCUCUCUACCUCAGUGACAUGCACAUUCUGGAUCUGGGUUUCAUGGAGUACACACCAGUCCCCCUCCUGGCAGGACAGCCUUCUGCACGUUGUUUUCAUGCAGCUCUGGCUGUGUCGGAUCAGAAGGUUCUGAUCAGUGGAGGCUGCAAUGCCAGAGGAGCCUUGCAUGAUGCCUUUGUCUUCCACCUAGAUACUCUUUCAUGGAGCACAGUGAUCCACCACGACCUCUGCUCUGUUCCCCGAGCUGGCCACACGUUGCUUGACCUGACUCCUCGCCACUUGAUGGAUAUGGACAAGGAAAACAAAGAGGAGCAGAACCUGCACACAGUGUUGGUCUUUGGGGGCUCCAACUGUGCUGGGACCUUUUAUAACACCACAGUCAAGAUCCAGCUGGACCUAGGAUAAUGCAUGAUUCUCAGAAUGAGCCUGAACAGCAAGGCUCUUCACCAGCCUAAAUACAGAUAUGGAUGGCAAUAAAUGAGUCCAAGCAACAUGGCAGUCCAGGAAUCUGUAUGUAGGUGAAUGCCACUUUGGUACAAGAGAUGUUUGGUUUCAUUUAGGAUGAGUGGAAUGGUAUUUACUGCUGCUAUUUGGAAAGUCCUCACAGGCAUGAUUCUGGUUUGGAGGUAUCUGGGGUAGGAUUCCCUUGGGCAACAGUCUGCAGCUGAAGGCUAGGAAAACACCUAAAGCAGUAUCUGAGGAUGGGGAAAAGAACAUAAUUUUCAGUGUAGAGGAGAGAGCUGGUUGUGCCUUGCUGUCUAUGGCACAGUCACCUAGCUUUGCUCUAGGCAGACCUUCUGUAAAUUCUGUGCACUUCUUAUUGCAAGGGGUGACAGAGUCGCUGACUUGGCUGUUUUAAGACCCCAACAAGGGUUAAGCUAUCUUCCAUCAGAGACUAGAUCUUAAUGUUUAUGUUCAUGGAACUGAUGACUGUGCUGUGGCUCUAAGGCAGCUCCAAGGAUAAGCACACUGUGUACACUGAUUCCCUGAUGCUCUUUCUGUAGAUGGUAGAAAGAAGUAGCCCCUGUAGAGAAUACAGGAUUGGCUCAAUGCCUCAGAGUUGUUUGUGGCCACAUUCCCCUACCCAAAUCCAUACAGAGGGAACUU